This is a messenger RNA of Fusarium vanettenii 77-13-4, 1473 nucleotides long. RefSeq lists its product as uncharacterized. The coding region runs from base 240 to 998 and encodes 252 amino acids. NCBI's taxonomy places the organism in Eukaryota, Fungi, Ascomycota, Sordariomycetes, Hypocreales, Nectriaceae. The record is from RefSeq and is a predicted model, not a curated record. The transcript is spliced from 3 exons.
CCAGCAUUUAUUACAAACCUCAGCCUCUCGUGUGUCAUUACUGGGUCCUUAGCGAGAAAUACCGCCGGAAUCGCCAACUCCGGCCACACGCAUCAUCCCUCUUCCCGCGUGACUUGAAGAGAGAGUCAAAAGGCCCACUCGAAAAUCAGCAGUCUCAAACACCGAGCCUCGCAACAAGCUCGGCCUCGAGAUUGGACGAGACAGAGACAGAGAUCGACCCUCAAACUCAGAUACAUCCAAUGACUACUCCAGCAUCUCCUCGGCCCGGCUGGGCUCCCUCUUCCGCAGCAUUGCCAUCUGACCUUGAACCUCCCUCAGCCUUCCCCCAGGAUGCCUUCCCUCGCCUCUCCGUGCCAACGCCGACACGGCUGAUGCUGGGAACGAUAUCGUCAGCCCUCAUCGGCUUCUCCCUGGGGGCCACGCAGGGUGGGCAGAUGGCGCAGCUGCGGUUCCGGGCCGAGCACGCCCACAAGAUGCCAGACACGACGACGGGGUGGUAUUUCUACCACAAGAGCAAGAAUUACCACGCCAUGCAGGGCGGCAUACGCGAGGGCUUCCGCAUGGGCCUCAAGACGGGCCUCUGGAGCAUGAUGGCCCUGUCCCUCGAGAGCACGGUUGAUCGAUAUCGCGGGGCGAGCGACAUGUUUUCCACCACCAUAGCCACCCUGACAGUGGCUGGCGCAUUUUCUCUCUGGCGGCCUCUUGCGCCGCCUCCCGUGGAGCAUGGAAAGCGACGGGUAGAUAUUGCGACGUGGACAAGAGGUGGUGGAACCACGCCGAUGUUCGGCCUCUCGCGUCUAGAUCGCUUGUCAUUCACAACGGCCGCCCGGACCGCCAGGUACGGGCUCAUGUUUGGACUCGUCUACGGUGGCAUCCAGGACCUCGUCGGCUUAGCCCGAGGGAGACCGAUCGGAUACGUCGAGUUCCUUCGGCGCCGUGGUGGACGAGGUUCUGGUCAGUCCCACAGUGAUCACGAGGACGACCAACCAGCAUCUUGAGCCCGGCGGCCCGGACUUUUUGGGGGAUGAAAAGGAAGACUGGGGGAAGCAGAGGCGAAGGCACAAGGACCCAGCCAUUGCCGGGGUGGAGCCCGGCGUGGCCUCUUGUUUGGUGUGGGCGCCUCUCCCGUGGCCGACGGCGAGCGGCUUUGCUCGGUCUUUGUGGAGCCAUGUCAAUGAGGAGAUGAGGAGGCAUGACGAGCAAAGCUUUGCAGAAUUGGUUGAUGGAACUCCGACUAGCCCGGUCCAGGCCAGAGAUUGAGAAGCAGAGCCGCCAUCAUCUCGGCACAAGGGGGUUGCAUCGAGCCUUAUCUGCCGGCCGAGAGCCCCUCUCCACUAUCACCACUUGGAGGCCCACGAUGGCCAAGACAUUGAUAUCACGAUGUCUGUGUUUCUGUGUGUGCAGAGCAUAACGUGUACUAUACGAUCAUUUCUAGGUUAGGAAUUCCUAUCAACAAAUGUAAAUGCAAAUCUC